Penicillium chermesinum is the source of this 948-nucleotide messenger RNA. RefSeq names its product 3' exoribonuclease family protein. The transcript is spliced from 2 exons. Gene Ontology annotation, biological process: U4 snRNA 3'-end processing; nuclear mRNA surveillance; poly(A)-dependent snoRNA 3'-end processing. Lineage: Eukaryota; Fungi; Ascomycota; Eurotiomycetes; Eurotiales; Aspergillaceae. Gene Ontology annotation, cellular component: cytoplasmic exosome (RNase complex); nuclear exosome (RNase complex); nucleolus. The record is from RefSeq and is a predicted model, not a curated record. The coding region runs from base 1 to 948 and encodes 315 amino acids.
AUGAACGAUAGGCGACGUGUCAACGGUCCCCCUGGGGGCACGCGACCACCGGUGUUUCAGUCAGGUCUUCAAUCAUCAAAUCCCAGCGACCGCCCGCGACGUCAGCGCCAACCUGCCGAGCUGCGGAAAAUCUUUCUCAAGACUGGCCUGAUUCCUUCCGCCUCAGGAUCUGCAUACCUCGAAUUCGAACCAUCUGCCUCUCUUGCUGCCAACCGCUCCAACCCCAAAUCAAUGAUCCCUCCAUCCUCAGCACUGAAGCUUACUUGCACUGUCCAUGGUCCGAAACCGUUGCCUCGAUCUGCGGCAUACUCUCCGAACUUGGUCCUUACAACACAUGUCAAAUAUGCCCCCUUUGCGGCGCGCCGAAGGAAAGGCCAUGUCCGCGAUUCUAGCGAGCGGGAUCUCGGAGUACAUCUAGAGACAGCCCUGCGCGGCGCUAUCAUUGCAGAGCGCUGGCCCAAGUCCGGCCUUGAUAUUACCAUCACAAUCUUGGAAGCUGAAGACGACCGCUGGUGGGGUGAACCGCCUGACUCCCACGAUGCUUCGUGGGGUAUAAUGAAUGUCCUUGCGGGGUGUAUCACUGCAGCGUCAGCCGCAAUUGCUGAUGCGCGUAUCGACUGUCUAGAUCUUGUGGCUGGCGGUGUCGCUGCUAUUACAGAGGAUGUUGGAGCAUCACAUUCUGGUUCUGGGAGACUCAUGCUAGACACAGACCCUGCUGAGCAUGCCUCUAUCCUAUCUGCCUGUGUAGUGGCUUAUAUGCCAGCCCGGGAUGAGAUUACAGAACUUUGGCUUAAAGGCGAUAGUUCUAAAGCUGUCCUUGAUGACGGUGACUCUAGGCAAGGUCAUGAUGCUCUGAUAGAUGGAGCUGUUGAUGCCGCUCGAGGCUCUUAUUCAGUUUUGUCAGAGGCUGUCAAGGAGUCCAUUUUGAAUGCAGUAGCGCAUGCAUGA